CAUUUCACACCCACUCAAAGUCACGUUGACGCCAAACGCAAACGGGCUGCCGCUCCGAGAAGUGGUGGCGCGGCGCGGACUCGAAGGUGUCGCCCCUAGCGGCGAGCGAGCAAAACGUCGCGUACGGGCCGCGCCGGCGUUGUCGUCUGCGCGCGCCAGCAUCGCUCGCUCGGCGAGUUGCAGGCGCCGUCAAGAUGGCUGCGUCGUCUUCGACGGCGUCGUCUCGGACUUCUGGGAGCCCGUGUGGGCCGCCGCUGACAACUGGGAUGCCGUGAGCCGGGCCCGCCUGCGGUAUUGGGGUGCCGCGAUCUGGGACGCCGGGGGACCACCCCGGUGUUCGCGCCUGAUGCAAGCCAAAAAGCGCUACCUGCUCCUCUUUCUGGCUGCUUGCGCUUCGGCCCUUCUCGUACUGAGCUACCGACACCUCGUUCUCAGCACCCAUGGACGACGCGAGAGGUACGGGACGAGCGGCUCCCUGCGACCGUACGCCGACGGUGGGGGCGACGUCGAGGACCUGUCCGUGUCGCGGCGUCGCCUGCGCGAGGCACUCCGCAGUGGGACGGAGUCUACGGCUACGACGGCGCCUGACGCUCGUCGCUGCCGCAUGCACUCGUGUUUCGACUUCUCCCGGUGUCGCGGCCGCGACUUCAAGGUGUACGUCUAUCCCUCGGAGUCGGACGCUCCUCCGGCGUCUCCGGUCUACCAGCGGAUCCUGAGAGUGAUACGUCAGUCUAGCUACGCGACCGCGGACGCCUCGGAGGCGUGUGUGUUUGUGCCGGCCGUGGAUACGGUGGAUCGCGAUCCGCUCAGUCCCGAUUACGCGCGCACGGCGCGCCUGACCGACUCUCCGCUGUGGAACGGCGGUCAGAACCACCUCAUUUUCAACCUCUUCUCGGGCACAUGGCCCGACUACAGCGAAGAGCUUGGUCUCGACAUCGGGCUCGCGAUGCUCGCCAAGAGCAGCAUCCCGGAGUCGGCGUUUCGGCCGGGUUUUGACAUCGCGCUGCCGCUGUUCCCGAAGGCUCAUCCGGAACGCGGUGGCAAGCCGGCCAUCCAGAGUGCGGGUCCCGUCGACAAGGGUUACCUGCUCGUGUUCAAAGGCAAGCGUUACGUAUACGGCAUCGGUUCGGACACGCGCAAUGCGCUUCACCACCUGAACAACGGCCGCGACGUGCUUUUGCUCACCACCUGUCGACACGGGAAGCAGUGGAUGGAACGUCGCGACGAGCGUUGCGAGGCUGACAACCGUCUCUACGACAGGUACGACUACGGCUCGCUGAUGGAGAACGCCACCUUCUGCCUGGUUCCACGCGGCCGUCGCCUGGGCUCCUUCCGCUUCCUGGAGUCCCUGCAGGCUGGCUGCGUGCCCGUGCUGCUGGCCAACGGCUGGGAGCUGCCCUUCGGCGAGGCCCUGCGCUGGGAGGGCGCCGCGCUGAGAGCCGACGAGAGGCUGCUACUCCAGGUGCCGGACACCCUGAGGUCCAUGCCGCGGCGGCGGGUGCACGCGAUGAGGCAGCGAAGUCAGCUUCUCUGGGAGACGUACUUCUCCUCCGUCGACAAGAUCGUGCUCACCGUGCUCCAGAUCCUGCGCGAACGGGUGCGCAGUUGGGAGUCUCACCACGGCGUCGUUUGGAACAGCCACCCGGGCGCCCUGCUGACGCUGCGGCAGUUCGCGGACACCCUGAGGCCGCUGCCUUUCCAUCGACACCGCAACACCGGCGUCGUUUCGGAAGAGCAGCAGCAUCCUAGUGGAGGACGCUACACGGCCGUCGUCUACUCCGCCAUGCCCAGCACGCAGCCGCUCCAGAGGCUGCUCAAGAGUGUGCUCCACUCCACAUGCCUCGACAAGGUGCUGGUCGUGUGGGGCGGAGAGUCACCGGCCCCUGUGGUGGCCAAACUUCUUCAGGGCGCGGGCUUUUCCCCGGCCACUAGCAGAGUCCCCGUGCACGUGGUGGUCCCACCGCAGAGGUCCAUUAGCGCCCGCUUUGCACCCCACCCCCUCAUCACCACCGACGCUGUUCUUGCGCUGGAUGAGGAUGUCAUGCUCACCGCUGAAGAAAUGGACUUUGGGUUCCGGGUGUGGCAGUCAUUUCCGGAGCGCAUCGUGGGCUACCCAGCUCGCUCACACUACUGGGACGACGCCAAGUCUGCCUGGGGCUACAGCUCUAAGUGGACCAACGAGUACUCCAUGGUGCUCACGGGGGCCGCCUUUUACCACAGGUACUACCACGAGAUGUACACCUCGUGGCUGCCAGAGAGCCUGAGGCAGACGGUGGACGCCGCCCACAACUGCGAGGACAUCCUCAUGAACUUUCUCGUGAGCCAGGUGACCCGGCUGCCACCCAUCAAGGUGACUCAGCGCAAGCAGUACCGCGACACGGGCCAAGGUUAUCCGUCGCCGUGGAAUGAUCCCGACCACUUUGUGCAGCGACAGGCGUGCAUCAACGCUUUCGCCACCUACUGGGGACACAUGCCGCUGGUGCGCUCGUCGCUCCGCCUGGACCCCGUGCUGUUCCGUGACCCUGUGUCAAACCUGCGUAAGCGGUACCGCCGCAUCGAUCGCGUCGUCGGCGCCGGCCGCAGCUGAGAACGAAGCCGUCCCCCCUUUCAACGCCGAGGACCUUUUUUUGGUGUGCCCGACGUCGUGGAUGACCGCCGCGGUUGUGGAAGAAGACUCGAGUCACGUCGUCGUGCAGCGGCGUAAGGAAUGACACUCAACGUCGCAUCAACUAGUUCAGAUUGUUUUGUUGUUAUUCCCUUCAUCAUAGGUGUCAUAAAUGUUCAUCGCCAUUGGUCAUAGGAACAGUGGGGUGCUUCUAGUCCACAUUAGCCUUUUCUGUAAUUCACUAACUGUGUGCUUUGCUGUAUUCCGGUUUGUUAGUGAAAUCACCUAGGAGACUCAAGUUCAAGUUUUUUGCAGCACUGUCGAUCCGUAUUGUCGUACUUUGCAACCGCGCCAAUGGGGAACUGGUCUGCCAGAUGUUCUGGCUGUCAUCGCAGCAUCUGCAGCAGGCAUUUUCCUUGAAAGUUUUUCUCUUUUUUUUUCUGAAGCAGCGCGUUUUGCAAUGCUGAGGCUUUGUACCAUCCGUCGCAAAUGUUUCCGGGCCAAACGCUCACAACCGAAUUCAACUCUGAUUGAUCUUGAAGCCUCAUGGCAACUCUACGUUGGCUGGUGUCAUAGGAGCCACAGAAGCCAAGGACUUUUGGGGGAUCACCAUCAUUUUUGUGAGGUUACACGUGACUUGCCACUAGAUGCAUUGACGUACAUCCACAUACGCGUUGCUGUACGUGGAUGUCGUCGGCUGUAUACUUACAUUGUGCCAUGCCUGUGCUGAGUCAUGCAAAACUUCACGAAAGUAAUCGCAUACCCAAAAGUAUUCACUCUAAAAUAGUUUGAGGCCUUCCCAGUAUCAGCAACUACAGUUUAACAACCACUGCGCAUUAUUUCCGGUCUGCUCACGAGUUGUUUUUGACUGGGAACUUUUGCGACGAAUAGUAUGCCAAGCGUCUGUUCUAUGCCACGUUUUGAUGUUUCCUUUUGUUUGGUCUCGUUUUUCCUUCACCAAGAAAUCGGAGAUGCGCAUUGAAAUUGCAUCGACGAGCCUGUCAAUCUACAGGGCAGUGAGGUCUUUGUUGCAUUUAUUCGCCUACUGAAUGGCAUAUUCUUUUUAAGCUAGCGUGAACAGUUUUGCUUUUCCUUAUAUGAUGGUUGAGACACUGUAUUUUCUCUUUCAUUGCUUCUUUUGUAGAGAUUACUUGAUAAUUUGCAAUCACAUUGAUGCAGACUUUCUUUAAAAUACAUUAUCCAGAUGGCGCUUCUUAGCAGCUUUCGCAUUGCACCUUGAGUGACAUUUGGAAGUACUGCAUUGGCUUUCGUCAAGUCUCUCUCUCUUUUUUUUUUUUUUUUUUGCUUCUCUUGUGAUAUGCACUCACAUGUUUACUUAAUAUAAUUUACCACACAGGGUUAUCCUUUGUCCCACUCUCAUAUUGCAAAUGCAGCUUUACGUUUUUUUUGGUAACAAGCAUUAUUCUGAGCUUAGUUUGAUUUUGCACUUGCAUGUUCAUUUGUACUAUGUACACGUGCCCUCGUAGAUUGGUCGACGAUGCUUUUUACACCCUCGGCACUCACAUGUGUGCCAGAACAACCGACUUCGACUCAGGCAUAGAGCGUGGUUGGUACGUGUGAUCUCUUAAUACUGCUCAUGCUUCAAAUGCUCCUCGAUGGUCAAUCUCUCGCUGCGUUGAACAACGAAGCUACAUAAAAAUUUUUUACUGGCUGGCUCCAAGAAGACCACUGCAAUAAAAACUGUCGCCACCAUGCUUUCAGUUUUUAAAACUGCUUUUCUUCACAGAUUACUUUACAGCAUAUGGUAUUGUUGCUGUCCUGAGCAUCACUUUUUACGCAUCGAUUGAAAAGUAUUUUGGGCCAUUGGCACCCGCUGUCAUAAAAGUUUGAGUCGCCUAUCUCUCCCCCCAUCCCCAUUCUGAUUUUCUGAUCUCGCUUCCGAAGUGAGUGCAUCAGAUUUUACCCUAAAUUUCAUUGGCUUACAAUGAAAAAAGAAGAGGCCCACCUUAACUUAUCUCUUUCAUAGAUAUUAAUUAUUGUUUUAACAUCACUAGAAUUAAAUAUUGCUAGCCUAUGUUCAAUAUGAAUCUGAAAUUGGAGGAGUCAGUUAGAAGGAUGGAAUGUCUUGAUUAAAAAAUGGGUCCAGGUAAAAAAUGGAACCCAGUGGAGCAGAGUUUUUGUUGCAGUGGUCUCUCCAAGUGUUCUUUGUUCAUUCUUUUUCACUUUCAGCAAGUACUACGUUAAUCUAGGUCAUCUGCGUAGCAGUUGAUGUGCAUGUCGCGUGUAGCUCCGCAACGGGAACGAUUUCAUCCGGAGGGCUCUUAUUCUCGAGCACUCGUACGCAUCUUGACACGCUCUAUAUUUAACCGCAUCAGUGCCAGCCCAAAUGCUGUACUUGCAUAGUCCUUGAAUUCCUUUUUUUUUUGUGCCAACAACGAACUCAGAUUUAGCGUUUGCUUCGCUUGCUUGCCAUAUAUUGCAAUUCCUAUUAAGUUUUGUCCUUGAUGAGAGUGUUAUUUGCUACGUAUACGUUUGUUUUUUGCAGCUUGCUCUUUACAGCUUGUGUUUACGGAUGCCUGCAGUCAUAUGGGGUGGUGAUGCGGGCAUCGUUCCUACUUCUUCGCAAAAAUGGUUGGACCCUGCAUUGUUCCAACCUGUUUCACAACCUUUCUCACUCGGCGCGAUUGCGCGUUGCUGUCGACUCGUCUACUUAAUCUUCAUCGUACGGAGGCACGCGCCUUAAAGAAGGCUUACUCUAUUACGAUUUCAUCAGUAACAGUAGCAGCAGCCAAUCAUACUCUAGCGGUCCCUCGAACGCCCUCGUAAACCUCCGUCACGGUUUUUACAGAAUGGCACAGAGCCAUGCGUGGAAGCAAUACAAAGUCUUGUCUUUCGCUCCGUCACUAGAUGCGCUGGCUUUUGUAGGAGUCACAGGUAAAGUGCAACGCGUGACACCUUUCCUCGGCGCGUACCGAUCACUAAGGCAACGUACUAAGACCAGUCCAAUGUGGACUCGGUACUACACUCUGGCACUAAGCUACCUGUAAAUGCAUUUGCCCUCCACUGAAUUCAUAAUGGCCGACACAAAAAAGCCAGCAAAUUGUGGACAUGGAGCCGACCAGCAGAGUGGCAUUCGGGAGCAUUCAGUGCAAACAAAAGUCUUUCGGAUAGUCAUAAUUUCGGCUCCAUAACAUACCAGUGCAUUACACGUAGGUGCAUCCUAGCUUGAAACGGUGCCUUAAAAACAUCCCCAGGCAACCAAUUUCACUUUUCAUCUAAGGUCUGGGUAUGUAGUACUCCUUGUUUUUUUGUCGCCUAUUCCAAGCAAUCAGCAAGUUACGGGAACACAUGGACACUCCAUCAUUGAUGUCAAGCUUUGGGCCUGUCCACCAUUGACUCGGUCAACCAUUGACUCGGAAGUGUUCAGUGAGAAGCCGCACCCCAUGUUGUAAAGGCAGAACCUGUACAGUUAGCUAUUCGAAGCAUGGCCAUUAAAGUGUAUAGGCCAGAGCUCUAGAUUGAGUUUGUUGGAAGAAUAUCGGGAUGAAGCAGCCAUUCGCAUUGGAAUGUUUCUUUUUCAUCUCUGUGUAUCACAGUUGGCAGUGUGUGAUGGUUCUGACGACUUUACUUUGACGUCCUUUAGGCGACAAAUACUUGACAAAUAAUGCAAUAACUGCAGGUAAGCGAGAAAUGGCACUGCAUUAUGUAGGGAGGAAUGUGUCUUUCUGUGGCAUUCACAUGUGCAGACUAUACUUACCUGCCGAGUACUCUUGUUUUAAGCCAGGUAGCCGGCAGUGAACUUAAUCCUUUUCGCGUCUUGCAGAGGCACCGUUGCUUUGAGUCGUUAACAGGCUAGUCGAAGACUUAUUUAUUUAACCAAAGUUGUGCCGAAACACAAGCGAUUAGUUUAAAUUAGUGCAUGUCUUCAUUACGUCUUCACGAAAUACAGCUAUAUGUAACAUCCAUCACUAGAACAACUGAGGAUUAUGUGGGAACUCGUUUUUACACUUUCUGGCGGUCUUUCUUGAGCUAUAUAAAGGUUUAAAAAUGGGGGGGGGGGGGGGGGGGGGGGGGGGGCAGAUUGCUCCCGUCCACACCAGGCCAAUCUCACGACAAUCUGUUGUCUGCCUAUGUCAAUUCAAAGGCUGCUCUUCGAGCCACGUCAUCGAGUUGCAGCGUUUUCUUUGGCCAGGUGGCUUGCCCCGUGAACCGUGAUUUGUUGCUGCUUUUUCUACUACCCUGUGAAGCGUACUCCGUGCUCACAUUUCUAACUCUAUUUGGGUGGCCAGAAGUUUCUCGAAAGGCACCCAGGAAAACAGGCAAGCGCAAUCAGCAUAAGUACCAGUCUAUCCCCUAUACGGUAUGAGUGCAGUGUCGUGAGGUUUUUUCGUCUAUACAUCACUGUAUCUUCCACUUGAGAAGGAAAUGUUUCCAUUUUGGAACCUUUGACGAAAAGGUUGUCAGCUUUCGACUUCGUUUCUAUGAGCCCCGAAACCAGCACUACGUAGUGAUCAAAACGGGCGAGUGUGAAUUGAAGAGUGCUAUGUUCACUUAUGCUCUUACUCGUUCCAGUGCUCUUGAACUGGAUGGUUUCUUUUCUUCCUUCUUGGCUUGGGCGUUGACUGCUUACUCCCCUCUCUUCAUAUACUGUAACUGUUUUUCUUGUGUUUCUACUGCCUACUGGACUUAUACUGUUUAGAGACAAUCUAAGGAAACACCUUGGGCUUUCAGCACCCGUGGUCUCGUGCAAUGCGAGGCGGGUGCCCCCUGCAAAUAUUUACAAGUGCAGAUACCGAGUAGCCAUUUGUAGUUGCAAUUGCGUGCUGUAGUUUCCUCUCGCGAAAAAUAUUCACCGCAGCCCCUACUUUGUUUUUCUUUUUCCCCUUCCACAGUGGCUUUCGUGAGCGUCAGAACUUGCGUGAAACACCUGCGAAACCUAGUACGUUGAAAUGGUUUCUCAAAGUUGCUUUGCACUUUAGCUGUGAGCAAUAACAUUGUUGUAAAGAACAUAAUUUAUGGAUGAUCAACUGUGUGCCUCAUUGAUGGAGGUAUCUGAACAUUGCAUGUUCUUUUGACUCUUUUUCCUUGCACUUUUUAAAAUUUGUAACUGUUGUUGACAGUGUUUUUUCUUGUCUCUCAGUCUUUUUUUUUUUUUUACCAAGCCUUUAAACGUACGCGUUACCAUUUUAAAUUAGUGAUGUAGUCUAUUCCUGUAAGUUAUUUGAAGAGAUGACUUUGCAGUUUUCGAGAGUUGUUUUAGGUAUGUUCAUUGUUAUUUUGUGAUGAACAAAGCUAAAAAAACAUUUAUAUUUCUCUCUCCAUCUUUCUUUCCCCCCCUUCUGGAGAGUGAAGGAUGUGGAUGAAAGUAUUGGGAUUAUGGCUCGAGUAGAUGUGUGACUGCUGUGUUGCCGUCACCGGGAAAGAGUGCUUGAAUAGGAGUUACGUUGUACACUACUGUGAAGUAAUUUAUCUCCUCAGAGUUUGUAGAAUGUGUACGAUGAACACGUAGCAGCACCAUUUGCACAUGAGUGAACAAAUGAAGUGAUGCUGCUCUAAACAUGUAUAUUUCCUUUUUUUUUUUCAAAUAAAAUAUACUGCAGCA
Molecule: messenger RNA, 8168 nt
Organism: Rhipicephalus sanguineus (brown dog tick)
Lineage: Eukaryota; Metazoa; Arthropoda; Arachnida; Ixodida; Ixodidae
Gene: ttv
Product: exostosin-1
Exons: 6
Coding region: 347-2587 (746 amino acids)
Cellular component (GO): membrane
Molecular function (GO): glycosyltransferase activity
Source: RefSeq, a predicted model, not a curated record